AUGGGGGCACUGUGGACCCCGCUCUCUGUGCACGUCCUAGGCCAGGACUCUGGCAGUACCCUGUCCUGGGGAGGCCAGGACCACAUGAAUGGGCAGGCCCUCGGUCAGCUGUGUCCCCUGGCAGAGGAAGAAGAAGAGGAGGGGCCCGAGGCCACCCCAUUCUCAAGGCCCGCCUUUCUGGAGAUGGGCUCCAAGGAACUGCGGCUGGCCUCAUCCUAUGACUGGCUGCUGACUGCCACGUUGCGGCCUGGGCUGCUGGCCGCUGCCGGCUUCUUCCACAGUGGUCAACAGGACCAGGUGAGGUGCUUCUGCUACAGGGGUCUGCAGAGCUGGGAGCAAGGGGAUGACCCCUGGACUGAGCACGCUAAGUGGUUCCCCAGGACACUGUGGGGGGAACAGGAGCAAAAGGCAGGACCCCGGCCCCAGGGCGUUUACAGCUUGAACCUGAUAACUGCCCUGUGGCUGAGGCUGUUGGGUGUCCCCCUGCUGCUGGACAGCAUGGAGAGUGAAGGCUGCUUGACCAGGAGUGAGGGAGCCCAGGACAUGGAGGAGCAGCUGCAGCGACUGUGGGAGGAACGGACUUGCAAGGUGUGCCUAAACUGCACUGUGUCCAUCGUCUUUGUGCCCUGCGGCCACCUGGUCUGUGCUGAGUGCACACCCAACCUGCAGCUGUGCCCCAUCUGCAGGGCCCCCAUCGCAGCUGUGUAUGCACCUACCUGUCCUAAGUCAGGUGAGCACAUCUGCCUGUCCUGGGCCACAUGA
Messenger RNA from Miniopterus natalensis, 762 nucleotides. NCBI's taxonomy places the organism in Eukaryota, Metazoa, Chordata, Mammalia, Chiroptera, Miniopteridae. The record is from RefSeq and is a predicted model, not a curated record.